This is a messenger RNA of Schistocerca serialis cubense, 1616 nucleotides long. RefSeq names its product basic phospholipase A2 2. Lineage: Eukaryota; Metazoa; Arthropoda; Insecta; Orthoptera; Acrididae. The transcript is spliced from 4 exons. The annotation marks the transcript as partial. The record is from RefSeq and is a predicted model, not a curated record. Gene Ontology annotation, molecular function: calcium ion binding; A2-type glycerophospholipase activity. Gene Ontology annotation, biological process: lipid catabolic process; arachidonate secretion; phospholipid metabolic process.
UUAGUUAUUUGCAUAUCGUUUACAUGAAUUCAUACAACAUUGACUUUAUCUGUAUUCCUGGCGGUGUCCCUGUCCCUGGUGACGCAUCUUUACACGCUUGCAGGCUCUUCCGGUGGCGGUGCUGGCGGCAACGCGACCGGCCCGGUGUACCUGGCGCGCGGCGGCCGGCCCUGGCUGCCCUCCGUGGCGCUGACCCUGGAGGGCCAGCAGCAGCAGCAGCAGCACGGCUCGUACCGGCGGCCGCGGCGCGGCGUCUUCAACCUGUACUCCAUGGUGCAGUGCGCCACCGGCUGCGACCCGCUGCGCUACAAGGGCUACGGCUGCUACUGCGGCUUCCUCGGCUCCGGCUACCCCGUAGACCCCAUCGACAAGUGCUGCAAGAUGCACGACUGGUGCUACAACGUGGCCGACUGCCCCGUCUUCCUCGAGUACUUCGUGCCCUACUACUGGCAGUGCUUCUACACGACGCCCGUCUGCGCCCUGGAGCACGGCUACUGGGGCAGGUGCGCCCAGCGGCUGUGUGACUGCGACCGCCGGCUAGCGGAGUGCCUCAGGAACUUCCCGUGUCCACGGGGCAAGGCCGUCUGCACCUCCUCCACGUUCCGCUACCUGCAGAACGUCAUCCUGGGGUAGUGGCACGCCUGGAGCACAGCCACUGGAGCAGAUGGCAAUGUGACUGCUGUCGCCGCCUGGCAGCGUGCCUCGGAAACUUCCUGUGCUCACAGGAGAAUUAGCAUCUUCUUGUCUGGCACCAGCGGCAGACAUCAUUCUUCCAUGUUGGCAGCCUUGAACCACAGCUACUGGGGCGGGCUGCCAAACGACCGUGUGAAGCUACCGUCGCCUGGUGAAGUGUCUCGGGAAUUUCCUGCGGUAAUGACUCAAGUCCUGGUUCACGUAUUUCAUCAUCCAGUACCUGCAGAACAUCAUCCUGAUGUAGUGACAGCCCAGGAGCACAGCCACUGGAGCAAGUGUUCGAGACGACAGUGUGACCGUGAUCACUGCCUGGUGAACUGCUUCAGAGACUUCCCAUACACAAAGAACGAUAUCCAUCAGCAUGGGACUGAUGACCGUGUAGUUUGGUCCCUUCCCCCCUCUUUAAACCAAACAACCAUUGGCACCUCUUAUAUUGUAUACAACCUGCAGACAUCAUCCUUCCGUGUUGGCAGCCUUGAAGUGAGGCUACAGGGACAGGCUUCAGAUUGUGUUCUGUGACCACCACUUGGUGGAGUGCACCAGAAACCUUCUGUGCCCAUGGGGCAGGGCUGUCUGCAUGUCCUUCACCAAACGAUUCUGUGAGUGUGGUCGCCACCAGGAAGGAGUGCCUCAAGAAAGCCAAAACGAGAAUUGCCAUUUCCAUGUCUUGCGCCUUCUGCUACCUGCAGAAUGAUAGGUGCCAGCCAUGGAGCGCAGCUGCUGGGUACACAUGUUGAAUAAUUGUGUGAUUGUGACUGCCAUAUAGUGGAGUGUGCGAGAAACUAUUCAUGUACGCAGGACAAGGCAGUCUGUAUGUCUUCCUCCUGCUGCUAUCUCCAAAUAUCAUCCUUCUAUAGGCAUACUGUGCAAGUAUGAAGUGUGUGUGUGUGUGUGUGUGUGUGUGUGUGUGUGUGUGUGUGUGU